CUGUUUAUUUUUUACAGGUUAAGGUGGUUUUUGACAUGGCGCUUGGUAUCAAUGGUAACCAAGUUUGUUCGUUUAUUGAAUGUGACUUUUGUCUAAACAGCCGAAAUCGUCGUGGAGUGAAAUUCUUAACGCGUUGUUUUUACGUGACGUUGUCGCUAUGGAUAUUUGGUUCUUUAUUAUUAAUGAUGGUAAAAGAAGACAACACUACUACCCACAAACAAAUCGAAAAAAAGGAAAAAGAACGGAACGUUUUUGAACAAUUCAAUAAGUUACGACCAACCGAAGGAAAUGAUUAUGAAGCUACAAUGAAUUUAAACAUACCCGCCCACAGAAACACAACACACCAUGAAAACAACUUUGAAGAAUUCAGAAUCGAGCCAAAUCCAUUGCUCCCAUAUUUGGAUUGCAAAGGCGUAUUGGAAGGAAGAGACGAAGCAAUCGUUGCCGCUAGACUAAAAUCCUUAGAGCUAAAGUCAAAGCUAUUCGAAGAUCGACGUAAUCAGUUCGAAAACUUUGGUGGAAGUUUAAUACAACUUGCUGACAACUGCACGCGAUUCAAACGAGAAAGGAAUUACGUCACAUCCGCUCUUACAACAGAAGAAUCGAAUUACCCGAUUGCUUAUAUUUUAACUGUACAUACAAACAUUGCUGCUAUGGAACGGUUGCUGCGUGCAAUAUACCGCCCCCAGAACAUAUACUGCGUACACGUUGAUCGAAAAUCUUCGCAAGAGUUUCAAGCCAGUGUUCGGAAAAUUUCAGGAUGUUUCCAAAAUGUGUUCGUUCCGAGUAAUUUAACUGAGGUUCAUUAUACGCACUGGAGCCGUGUUCAAGCGGAUCUAAAUUGUAUGCACAAUUUGAUUGACAGAAAGGAGCAAGUUCAAUGGAGGUAUGUAAUCAAUCUGUGUGGGGCAGAGUUCCCACUUAAAACCAACUUCGAAGUGGUAAGAAGUUUAAAAAACUUGUAUGGAUACAAUAGCAUGGAGUCUGUCAUUCCCCCACCCCAUAAAACGAAAAGAUACGAAUACCACUUUGUGCUUCCCGACACGCAAGGCGAUUAUGUCGUAAUGGAUAAAACUAACAUAAAAAAGGAACCGUCACCGUUGGAUAUUCCCAUGUUCAUUGGAAGUGCUUAUUAUGUAUUAAAACGUCAGGCAGUAGAGUUUAUUAUGACAGAUUCAGAGGUUCAGAAAUUCUUUAAAUGGAACAAAGACACUUACUCACCAGAUGAGCAUAUGUGGGCAACACUGCAAAGAUACUACCCAAGAUUACCUGGUAGUUUUCCACCUCAUGUCAAGUAUGACCAAAAUGAAUUACAGACCAUUACGAAACUUGUAAAGUGGGGUGGGCUUGAUACAUUGGUCUAUCCUAAAUGCUCUGGUGUUUAUAGCAGGGGAAUCUGUAUGUUGGGAGUUGGAGACCUGAGUUGGUUGUUGCAACAGCAUCAUUUAUUUGCUAAUAAGUUUGAUAGUCAUAUAGAUCCUUAUGCAAUUGAAUGUUUGGAUAUUUUUUUAAGAAAUAAAACUAUAAGUCAAGCAGUAAAGUACAACUCUGUUGGUUUUAUAUAAGUUUUAUAUAUUUUAGUGUCAUGGUAGUGCUUUUAUUCGUAACUAUUCGCUGCUUUUACUUAGGUUUAGUUUUCAUUGUGUUGUUUUGCAAAUUCUUCAUUGAACUUUACAGUAUUGUUACACUGCACUAACUCAUUUUGUGUUAAAUGUCACAAUACUGAACACCAUUAUGGCAGUAAGCAUAAAUGUUUGUUUCUUGUCUGUUGGAUUACCAUCAAUUUUUACUGAACUCAUUAUUUACUGGAAUAUGUGCGGUACCAGCCUUAUAUUUAAAUAUUUCCCACCUUUAUAUUAAAAUAUUUAUUUAUUUACUGAUUUUUCUGAAAUGUUCAACUGUGACAUUAUAUGAUUUUGUACUUCAGUUCAUAGCCGUACCUAGACCAUGACACCCUACUACUAUUGCCAAGUUAUUUAAAAUAAAUACAUAGAGCUAAUAUGUGAUGUUGAGUUAUUACGCCCUGGUACAGAAAAGUAGUACGUGAGAGUAUAAUAUAAUAUCUUGCAAUGGA
Messenger RNA from Ciona intestinalis (vase tunicate), 2074 nucleotides. Lineage: Eukaryota; Metazoa; Chordata; Ascidiacea; Phlebobranchia; Cionidae. The record is from RefSeq and is a predicted model, not a curated record.